Brassica napus (rape) is the source of this 1763-nucleotide messenger RNA. RefSeq names its product monoacylglycerol lipase-like. NCBI's taxonomy places the organism in Eukaryota, Viridiplantae, Streptophyta, Magnoliopsida, Brassicales, Brassicaceae. The transcript is spliced from 7 exons. The record is from RefSeq and is a predicted model, not a curated record. Gene Ontology annotation, molecular function: lipase activity. The coding region runs from base 260 to 1483 and encodes 407 amino acids. Gene Ontology annotation, cellular component: membrane.
AUCCUCUCGAAUAAUUUCACAAUCAUCUUUUCUUUCUUCUUUUUCUUCCUCAUCAGCCAUUAUUAUUAUAAUCCAAGCUCUGUUUCUUUUAAAACUCUGUUCAUAAUAAAAAGAGGAGGCCCUAAAUUUGGAUUCUAAUUUUGGACGACAAAACAAUUGUUUUUGUCCAAAAACAAAUUUAUGAACCCUUAGUGUAAUAACAAUCAUCAUCGUCAGUUAAAAAAAAAAAAAACAAUCAUCAUCGUCAUCGUUAUCGUUAAUGGCGGUGGAAACAAUGUCCAUGGGAACAGAUCAUUCAUCAGCGUUGAUUCUAACGUCGGGAGCAAGCGGUCGGGUUAGGGCUCUCUUCUCCAUGAGAGAGCUCAAGCGCCUCUUUACCAUCAUCCACUCGCUCAUUCUCUUCCUCCUCCUCCCGUUUCGCUUCGUCCUUUGGCAGGGGAAGAUGGGAGCGGUGGUGAUCAGAGACGAGAAACAGGAGAGGAAGGUGCGAGCCGCGCCGCAGAUCUUGGUCAAGAAAAGGAACAUGAUCAGCGUCUCGCCUCCGUCGGUUCCAGCUGCGGUGGUUGAUGAGGAGGUUGCCGUUAGAAGGGAGCUUGCGAUAAGGCGAGUUUUGGAAGAUGAAGGCGGGGAUGGAAGCUACGUCAGAGAUUAUUCGCUUUUCACGACGAAGAGAGGCGACACGUUGUUUACUCAGUCAUGGUCACCUCUUUCCCUUAAUCACAGGGGACUUGUUGUUCUGCUACAUGGCUUAAAUGAGCAUAGUGGAAGGUAUAAUGAUUUUGCAAAGCAGCUAAAUGCUAAUGGGUUCAAGGUCUAUGGAAUCGAUUGGAUCGGUCAUGGUGGAAGUGAUGGACUUCAUGCUUAUGUUCCUUCCCUUGAUUACGCUGUUGACGAUUUGAAAUCAUUUCUUGACAAGGUUCUCACAGAGAAUCCAGGACUCCCCUGUUUCUGCAUUGGACACUCAACAGGAGGAGCCAUCAUCCUCAAGGCUAUGCUGGAUCCAAAGAUCGAGUCUCGAGUUUCAGGCAUUGCAUUGACUUCACCAGCUGUUGGAGUCCAACCAUCUCAUCCAAUCUUCACAGUUCUUGCUCCAAUCGUUGCGUUCUUGUUGCCAAGGUACCAACUCAGUGCAGCAAACAAGGAAGGAGUGCAGGUUUCUCGUGAUCCACAAGCUCUUAUCACCAAAUACUCUGACCCUUUAGUCUUCACCGGAUCCAUCCGGGUUAGAACCGGCUACGAGAUCCUUAGAAUCGCUUCUCAUUUGCAGCAAAAUUUAAACAAAGUGAAAGUUCCUUUUCUUGUGAUGCACGGUACAGCAGAUACCGUGACUGAUCCUAAUGCCUCUAACAGGCUCUACGAGGAAGCUUCUUCGUCAGAUAAAUCAAUGAAGCUCUUCGAGGGGUUGUUGCACGAUCUCCUCUUCGAGCCUGAGCGAGAAGUCAUCGCUGGAGUCAUUUUAGAUUGGUUAAACCAAAGGGUUUAAGCUUCUUCCAUACCAGCAAUUACUAUCACGCCUGAUCAAGAACCUCUUGGUUCAGACAAACAGAAUAAUAUAUUUUCGUGGAAAUUUCUGAGUAACAUGACUGAGAAUCAUGAGGAAGAAAGGAGUUUUUGGUUGAUUUAACAACUUCUUAAGAUAGCGAAAAGACAAGACUCAAGAAACUGAACUCUCUUUCUAUUAUUCGUUGGUUUCUCAGAACAUUUUGACCACGGUAAUAUUGUAAUAAAUCAAUAAUGAUUUUGUAACUUCGAGGAUUAUGCUA